Molecule: messenger RNA, 748 nt
Organism: Coniophora puteana RWD-64-598 SS2
Lineage: Eukaryota; Fungi; Basidiomycota; Agaricomycetes; Boletales; Coniophoraceae
Exons: 16
Coding region: 16-552 (178 amino acids)
Source: RefSeq, a predicted model, not a curated record
CCUCGCGUUCAUGCUAUGGGCUCAGGUCUGAGGACGCUGCUUGCAGCAGACUUGAUCGGAGUUACUAUUUCAUUGAGCAUGUACGGUCCGGCUUUGGCGCAAGCCAUAUAUUACUGGCGCACUUUUCCUCAAGACAGGCUGGACCAGAGGUUGUUUGUUCUCACUCUUUUAACCCUCGACACCUUCCAUGCCUACACAAUUGCGGAUCUAACAGGGAAAAGCUUGAUCAGGUGUCAUAGGAUGAGCGAGGAGGAUUGGGAGCGGUGCUACACAUUGAUCACGCUUCAGUGGACGUCGAAGGCUUCCUUGGUAGCUUUGAUCUUGAUCCCGACUGUAGUCCAACUCUUCUAUGCCAGGCGGAUCUACGCGAUGAGCGGACGCAACAAGUGGCUCACGGGAAUCAUCGUUCUAUUGACGGCUGCUGGAUUUGCCGCUGCGACAACCGGCGUGGUGACCCACGUACACGAAUUCCGCAUUUGCUCUAUUGAAUGCUCGACGAGGCCCACUUUACGGCGGCGUGUCCCGGCCCUCGAGGACUUUGGAGAUGAGUGAUCUAUAUCUGUCGCUGGACCUUAAUAGUAGAUGAUUCCGUCUCCACGUUCAUGGUAUGCUCUCAUUGAAGGGCAUUAUCGCCAUUAGGCACGAAGGGUAGGACAUUAGGUCUUAAAAUAAGCUCUUUGGCUUCACCGUAGUUAUACCUUAUAAUUACAUUAGUAAUUGUAUUUGUGCCCGCAUAUAUGUCAGCUAG